AUGGCAAUCGCUAACAAGAUGCGGAUCUAUGGCGACAAGGCAGAGGAUGUCACCAUUGUUGAGAAGAUUCUUCGAUCCAUGACACCAAGAUUUAAUUUUGUUGUCUGUUCUAUAGAAGAAUCUAAUGAUGUUGAUGAACUUUCAAUUGGUGAAUUGCAAAGCUCUUUGUUGGUUCAUGAGCAAAAAAUUAACCAACCGGAGAAAGAAGAACAUGCAUUGAAGGCCUCAUUUGAAAGUCACUCUACACAAAGUCGGGUUGAUAAAGGACAAGGAAGAUGUACAGGUCGCAGUAGAGGAGGCAGAGACAACAAUGAUCGUGAAAACCAACAACAAAACCAUCACCAAGAGAAUCAAUUUCAAGGAAGAGGAAGAGGACGUGGAGGCCAUCAAUCAACUAGACCAAAGUUAGCAGACAAGUCCAAUGUUAAAUGCUAUAGAUGUCAUAGAGAGAAGUCUGCAUUCUUUGAGUUAGACGAAGCCUUUCGUGAUGUUGUGAAGUUUGGUGAUGAUUCUAAAGUCUUCAUUAUGGGAAAAGGAAAGGUAGCAAUUCAAACCAACAAAAAUUCUAUCCAAACUAUCUCUAAUGUUCUCUUUGUUCCAAAUUUGAGAACAAAUUUACUCAGUGUUGGUCAGCUUCAAGAAAAGGGAUAUGGAAUCUCUAUAAAAAACGGAGUCUGCAGAAUUGUAGAUGAAAAAUUGGUCUUGGUGGCUCAAGUAAACAUGACAGCUAACCGAAUGUUUCCAUUGUAUCUCAACAGCACCACUUAUUCAUGCUUCUCAGCAAAAUUGAGAGAUGCAGCACGGCUAUGUCAUUUUCGCUAUGGCCACCUAAACUUUGGUGGCCUGAAGACUCUACAACAGAAAGAUAUGGUGAUUGGUCUUCCUCAAAUCACAGCUCCCUCAGAAGUUUGUGAAGAAUGUGUUGUUAGCAAACAGCACCGUAAUCAGUUUUCAUAA
This is a messenger RNA of Camellia sinensis, 957 nucleotides long. The record is from RefSeq and is a predicted model, not a curated record. NCBI's taxonomy places the organism in Eukaryota, Viridiplantae, Streptophyta, Magnoliopsida, Ericales, Theaceae.